Messenger RNA from Eupeodes corollae, 13669 nucleotides. RefSeq names its product basement membrane-specific heparan sulfate proteoglycan core protein (gene trol). The transcript has 50 exons. NCBI's taxonomy places the organism in Eukaryota, Metazoa, Arthropoda, Insecta, Diptera, Syrphidae. Gene Ontology annotation, molecular function: protein binding; calcium ion binding. Gene Ontology annotation, cellular component: plasma membrane. Bases 185 to 13498 code for a protein of 4437 amino acids. The record is from RefSeq and is a predicted model, not a curated record.
UCAUUCAGUUGCGCGCCGUCAAACAGCACCAACGCAGAUCAUCCGUUGUGUAUUUUCGCCGAUUUUUGUUUUAGUUGCUUUUUUGUUUGUGUGACAAGAAGAAAAAGAAUUGUUUUUAAGACCUCUCAUCAGGGUUAAAAGUGUAUAUACUUUGCUAAUCGCAAUCGUAGUUUGGAGAGCAAUAAUGGGGAUCAAUCCCCGUUUGGAUAAAUCUCCAAUGCCGAUGCUGUGGAAACUGUUUGUGCUGUGCGCUAUUGUGCAAUCCGUAGGAGUAUGUGCUAAGCAACUGAAUACAAGUGAAGAUUGGAGUUUUGAUGACGACAAAAAUGUUAACUUGGAUGAAAAUAGUUUAAGUGCGGACCAUCUGCGACCCUAUCAAGUCCAAGAACACAAAUCACUCAUCGAUGACGAAGAACAAAGCAAUUUGGGACAAGUUUUUAGAUUUAAACGGGCCACAAAGAAAAAGUCUAUUUCCCACAAGCACAAAAAAAGGUCAAGUCGAAAACCUCGAGAUGAUCUCAAUGACAAUGCAGAGUCCUCCGGAGACACCGACAUUGAAUAUGAUGAUGAUGACGGUGGUGAUGAUGAUUUGGGUGACAAUGAAACUGAUUUGGCAACUGACAUUUCUUACUAUCAAGUCAUGUUCAUUGCAAAUGAAUUAUGGUCUGAGAACUUACGUAGAAAAGAAAGCAGCGAGUUUAUGGCACUUCAUCGAAGUCUAGAAGUCGGCUUCAGUGAUUUAUUUAAUUCUAUGUCCAGUGAUGACGAGAACGAGAACGAAAUCAAAGCCAAUCUUAUUAACGUUGCUCGCACAAAUGAUCCUUUCAAAGUGCACGUAACAAUGCAGUUUGAAAUCACAGGCAACAAUGGCGAAGCAUUUGACAAACUCAUCCAAAACCAAAUCCAACAGUAUUCGAAGAUUGGUGAGAUUGGAGCUGAAUUAGAUGACAACUAUGUCUAUCGUCGCAUCAAUGAUAUUGAAAAUCCUCCUGCAUUGAACGAUUAUGUGUACACUGUUAAGUUAUCUAAAACUACUCCUCGUUCUAAUGACAGAGACAAUGAGGAGAAUUAUAAUAAUAAUAAUAAUUCACCUUAUGAUUCCGAAUUUAAUGGACCACAAACAUCUCCGGAAACUUCAUACCCAGAUCAUAGUGAGUCCUACGACAAUAAUAAUUACAAUGAACAUGAUUCUGAUUCUGGAUCCGAUACACGUCCCGAAUAUCCUGUUCAUUCAUUACUGCCUACCACCAACUCGGACAACAAUGACUUUUCUGACAAUGGCAAUGAAAGCGAUCCUAAGUCAGAUAGAACUCCAUCAUCAGGUUCUGAUGACUACGAUCGCAUUGACGAACCUCAACCUGGGCAAACUCCACCCUCAAACGAAGACAAUGAUUCGUAUAAUGAAUGCAAUAAGAAUAUCAAUGGCAAAUUUAGAUGUAACAAUGGUGUGGAAAUAAGCUGCAAUCAAUGGUGCGAUCGAGUUGCUGACUGUGACGAUGAGUCAGAUGAAAAUGAUUGUCCUAACCCAUCAGAAACAAACGACAUUAAUGAAGGAGGAGAACCUUAUGAUCCUUCAACAAAUGAAUACGAAAUUGAUACUUCAACAUCAAGUAGUACUGUUUCGAGGGAUCCAUUAGAAAGAGGAAGAGAAAAUCCAUCAUAUGGUGAAAGUGAUGAUGGAAGAGGUUUUGACACAGCUACUGAAAGUAUUAUCACGGAUUAUCCAUCUGGAGGUGGAGAAAACUAUCCCAAUAGAGAAAAUCCCGAGUGCAGAGGUGAUACAAUGUUCCAUUGUUAUGCCAGUAACACAAAUGUUUGUGAUGAACAACAUUGUGAUGGGCAACAAGAUUGUCCAAAUGGCGAGGAUGAAGCUGGCUGUCCUGAAUAUGACGUCCAAUGUUCUGAAAAUGAAUUCAAAUGUGAUGACACUUGUGUACCACUCCACCUUAAAUGCAAUGGUUACGAGGAAUGUCGUGACAAAACUGAUGAACAAGACUGUCCAAAAGCCUGUCUUCAAAAUGAGUACCAAUGUCGAAGUGGUGACUGUAUACCAGGAAACAAACGUUGUGAUGAAGAACCAGACUGCCCCGAUAGAGAUGAUGAGGAAAAUUGCCAAAAGUGUAAGGACAAUCAGUUUAAGUGCGUCGAAAGCGGGGUGUGCAUUCCGAUUGAGUUGCGCUGCGAUCGAUUUAAUCAAUGUAAUGAUAAAUCAGAUGAAAUCGGUUGUGAGAACUAUAGAGCUCAGAAGAAGACGCGACGACCACCGCCAAAUUUUCCGACAAGGAAUUACUCGACGACCACAAAUGGACCCAAAAAGUGGACCGAAGAAUGCACAUUAGAUGAAUUUAGUUGCCGAAAUGGUGCUUGUAUUCCAAUUGAAGCCGUUUGUGACGGACAACCAGAUUGCUCUGAUCACGAGGAUGAGAACGAAGCUACAUGCUCUUGUCGAAGCUCAGAGUUUAAAUGUUUGCAUGGCGGUGGGUGUGUUCCAAAAUAUCAAUUAUGCGAUAAAAUAAAACAAUGCAAAGAUGGAAGCGAUGAAGAUAAUUGCAAUAAUCAUCAAAUUUUUAAUAAUAGUAGGGCAAACGGAAAAUGUUUGAGUUUCCAAUAUCAGUGUGCAGUUGGAAAUUGUAUAUUAAGUUAUAAACGUUGUAAUGGUAUCACCGAUUGUCCUGAUGGAUCCGAUGAAUUAAAUUGCCAGGAUUCUCAAAAUAAUUAUGAUUACAAAGAUGAAAAUUAUGACACAUUUGACAUGGACACUACACACUGUGAAUUAUAUGAGUUUGAAUGCGAUCAGACGCAAUGCGUUCCAAUUGAAAAACGAUGCGAUGGCUAUACAGAUUGUGAUGAUGAAACAGAUGAAUCAAACUGUCCACCAUUAGCAGCAUAUUGUUCGGUAAAUGAAUUCGAGUGUGAUAAAACGUAUUGUAUACCAAAGGAUCAACGAUGUAAUGGUGCACCACAAUGUGAUGACAGUACAGAUGAAUUUAAUUGUACCUACUGUCAAGAUGGUGCUUUUCUUUGCUUAAAUGGCCAAUGUACGAAGAAUUCAAAUCGUUGCAAUGAUAAAAGCGAUUGCGCUGAUUCAAGUGACGAACUCAACUGUGAUGACAGACUAGCGGUUAAUGAUAGAUGUCCCCCUCUAACCUUCUUUUGUGAUGGUAUUUGUCUGCAUUGGGAUAAAGUGUGUGAUAAUAAACCAGAUUGUCUAGAUCAAAGUGAUGAACAAAAUUGUCACGAAAACAAUGACACAAUUAACACUAUUGAAGAACACUGUCAACGUGGUCAUUGGGAAUGUGACAAUAAUGAAUGUAUAAAUAUUGAGUUUUUAUGUGACAAGCAUGAUGAUUGUUUGGAUGGAUCCGAUGAGGCUCCAAGAACAUGCAACAAGGAGGCUCAUGAGACUGCAGAAGAUUGUUCACGUGAUGAAUUCUUCUGUGAUGAUCGAUGCCAUCCGAUUUCAAUUCGCUGCAAUCAAAUAAAGGAGUGUUUUGAUGAAAUCGACGAACAGAAUUGUUUGUAUAACGAGACAUAUCCUGGAAAUAGUGGAGGUAACUAUCCACCAAAUCCUUACCCGUGUCAUGAACUUAUGUGCGCCAGUGGAAAGAGAAAGUGUUAUAAGUUCUCAGAAAAAUGCGAUGGAAUUCCCGAUUGUGAUGAUGGUUCGGACGAAGAGAACUGUGGUUGUGGACCAAACGAUUUUACUUGCCGUUCUGGAGACUGUGUACCUCUGUCAGCUAAAUGUAAUCGAUUCUAUGAUUGCUUGGACAAAUCCGAUGAAGCGGAUUGCCGAGAGUCAGAAAUUGGUUGCCUGAAUUAUCAGUUCCGUUGUUCAAAUGGCCAAUGUAUUUCUGAUGGUGCUCGUUGUGACGGUCAUACGGAUUGUAUUGAUGGAUCGGAUGAAAGAAACUGUCCAUACACACCACCAAACCCACAGUUAAAUCUGAAGACAUAUCCUAACAGCCAAAUUAUUAAAGAAAGAUAUAUAAUGGAAGGUCGUGAAGUCAUCUUCCGUUGUCGUGAUGAAGGACCACUUAGAGCUAAAGUUAGAUGGAGUCGUCCAGGUGGCAGGCCAUUGCCAUCAGGAUUCAUGGACAAAAAUGGAAGGCUGGAAAUUCCAAAUAUUCGGGCUGAUGAUUCUGGUAAAUACAUCUGUGAAGCUGUUGGUUACCCAUCCCACAUUCAAGGACAAUCAGUAUCGGUUCAUUUAACUGUAGAGCCAUAUAACCCGAACGCCGAUCGUCCGCCCACAGCAUGCCAUGAAAACCAAGCUACUUGUAUGAAUGGUGAGUGCAUUGACAAGAACCAGAUUUGUGACGGAACUCCACACUGUUCGGAUGGAUCGGAUGAACACAGCUGCAGUCGGGACCGAAGAUGUCAUCCCAAUCAGUUCUUGUGUAAGAACACUAAGUGCAUUGAUCGAAUCUGGCGUUGUGAUGGUGAAAACGAUUGCGGUGAUAACUCUGACGAGGACAGUUGUGACGCUGAACCAACUGGUUCCUCGUGCAGAUACGAUGAAUUUCAGUGCAGAAGUGGACAUUGUAUACCUAAGUCAUUCCACUGUGAUGACACCAACGACUGCAAGGAUGCUUCCGAUGAAAUUGGUUGCACUGCACCUGCUGUUAUUGUUAAACCAAAGGCUUUGGAGCGAUUGCCAGUUGGCGGUUUCUUGAACAUCACAUGCCGAGCUGCUGGUGUCCCAACUCCAGUGAUUGUAUGGCGUCUUAACUGGGGCCAUGUCCCUGAGAAGUGUGAAUCUAAGUCGUAUGCGGGUGUUGGAACUCUGUACUGUCCCAAUAUGGAAGUUAAGGACAGCGGAGCAUACUCUUGUGAAGUAAUAAACUCUAAGGGUACACUAUUUGUUACUCCUGAUACAUUGGUCACUGUAUUUGACAACAAGCCAAGUCAAGAUGUUUGCCCUGCUGGAUAUUUCAAUGUCAUGGCUCAGCGACAAGAAGAGUGCAUAAAUUGUUUCUGCUUCGGUGUUUCGAGUACUUGUAAAAGUGCCGAUUUGUACACUUACUCCCUCCAGCCUCCAAUUACUUCGCAUAAGGUGGUCGGUGUUGAAAUUCGUCCGUACCAAGACGUGAUUAUUUCUGAACUACCAAGAUCCAACAUUAUUUCAGUACACCAUGGUGUACAAUUCCGGGCGUCUGACAUAGGAUAUUCCCGCGUCUUGGCAUACUUAGCCCUGCCAUCUGAUUACCUUGGUGGACAACUCCGAUCGUAUGGUGGCUUCUUGAAGUAUGACGUUCAAUACCAAGCGGAAGGACGCCCAACCGAUACUCCUGAUGUGAUAAUUUCAGGAAAUGGUUUCACUUUGACUUACCGUAACCGCAAUCAGCCACAACCUGAUGUCAGUAACAAAAUCUCUAUACCGUUAGUGGCUGGCAACUGGCUUAAGCCUGACGGUCGCCGGGCUACACGUCAAGAAAUAAUGAUGAUCUUGGCAAAUGUUGACAAUAUUUUAAUUCGUUUGAGCUAUGUUGAAGCAACUGAGCGCGAAGUUGAGUUGACUAAUAUCAAUAUGGAUUCAGCGGGAGUCGAUGACCGUGGUUUGGGAUCCGCUUCGUUGGUGGAACAAUGUUCAUGCCCAGCAGGAUACACUGGAGAUUCGUGCGAGCAAUGCGCUACUGACUACGUUCGUCAACCCGGUGGUCCAUGGCUGGGACGAUGCGUUCCUAUAGAGAAGGAUGUGCAAUGUCCUCCUGGAACUUACGGUGAUCCUCGUAGAGGAAUUAAAUGCAGUCCCUGCCCAUGCCCAAUGAUAAACCCGUCCAACAACUUUGCCAACGGAUGCACUAUUGGCCCUGACGGCGAGCCUAUUUGCAACUGUCAACAAGGUUACACAGGUCGUCGAUGUGGAUUCUGUGCUGAAGGCUACGAAGGUGAUCCUUUCCGUCCAGGAGGCCAUUGUUAUCCAAGACCUGACAAUGAUUGCAAUCCUGAUGGAACACUUAAUGCCCGACCAGAUGGAAGCUGCGAGUGUAAAUCUCAUGUAACUGGCUCCCGUUGUGAUGAAUGCAAAGCAGAAUCCUUCUUCUUGAACUCAUUCACCUAUUCCGGAUGCACAGAGUGCUUCUGUAUGGGAAUCACCAAGCAAUGUUCUAGCAGCUCAUGGUACCGUACUUCGAUUACUACCAACUUUGGACGCACUCACGUUCCACACGGAUUCAAUUUGGUCAGUGGAUACGAUAGCCCACAACCUUUCCCUGUAGAAUUCUACCAGUCGAAUAGUCAACUUUCCUUUGGACGACCCGAACAGAACGAUGUACUAUAUUGGAGUCUGCCAGCUGACUUUUUAGGUGACAAGAUCACUGCCUAUGGUGGUAACUUAAACUAUACCCUAAGUUACAGCCCACUACCUGGUGGCCAGAUUUCAAGGAAUGCUGCUCCCGAUGUUGUCAUUAAAAGUGCUAAUGGCAUUUCGAUUCUUCAUUUCCGCAAACCCCCAGUCAAUCCUAGCGUCUCCCAAACCUAUAGUAUUCCAAUUUUGGAAAGUUCUUGGCAGCGUGGUGAUGGUAUCACUGUUAAUCGGGAGCAUUUGCUUAUGACACUAGCCAAUGUUACAGCCAUUUACAUCAAAGCAACUUAUACAACUGUAACCAAGGAUGGUACUCUGACAUUCGUGAGCUUAGAUGUUGCAGAGAAAACUAACCAUGGCACAAGUCGAGCCUAUGAAGUGGAAGAGUGUCGUUGCCCUCCAGAAUACACAGGUCUUUCCUGUGAAGACUGUGCCCCUGGAUAUAAGAGGCGAGCAUAUUCCGGCAUUUACCUCGGACUAUGUGAAGCUUGCGAAUGCAAUGGCCAUUCUGAAGAAUGCAACUCCGGAACUGGAGUAUGCUCGAAUUGUCGUGAUAAUACCGUUGGAGAGAUGUGUGAAGAAUGCGCUCCAGGUUACUAUGGAAAUGCUACUAACGGUACUCCACAUGACUGUCAACCAUCGGGAGAAAAUCAAGGACGAUGUGAACAAUGCAACGCCGCUGGUACUUAUUCUUGUAAUGACGGCUAUUGUCAGUGUAAACGUAAUGUCGAAGGUCAAAGCUGUGACCAAUGUCGUCGCGGAACAUUUGGUCUUGACGCAGACAAUAUCGACGGUUGUUCCGAAUGCUUCUGUUCUGGAGCAUCGACUCAGUGCUACGCUGGAAACUUCUACAGACAGCUUAUGCCAAUACCAUUCAUUGACAAGGUGCCAACGAUUACAGACGAUAACGGUGAUCUUCUUGACACUGGCAACAUGCAGCUUGACUGGGAACAGAAUAUGUUUAACUACAGUACACCAUCUUACACUCAAAAAUACUGGAGCCUCCCAUCCACGGUAGUUGGUGAUCGCCUUAAAUCAUAUGGUGGCGAAUUGUCAUUCGUACUUCGAGUAGCUUCAAGCUACGGAAACUAUGAACCCGGAAAGGACGUGAUUAUUAUUGGAAAUGGCAAUAAACUGUUUUGGACUCGUUCACCAAAUUCCAUUGAAGAUGAAGACAUCAAAGUUAAAUUGCACGAAAAUGACAACUGGACGACUAAUGAUGGUGCCAAAGCCUCACGCACUGACAUUAUGACUGUUCUCUCAAAUCUCGAAUUCCUUUUGAUCCGUGCCACUCCGAAAAUUCCAACUGAGUCUACCUCAAUUGGCAAUGUAAUCCUUGAAACUGCCAGUGAAGUUAACACCGAAGCUAAUGCCAAGCGGGUUACAAAUAUCGAGGUUUGCAGAUGUCCUACUGGAUACACCGGUAGCAGCUGUCAGUCCUGCUUACCCAUGUAUUACCGUGACACCAGUGACUUUAGUGUAUCUUCAUACGGAUCAUGUGUGCAAUGCCCAUGCAGUGAUGGAGCCGAAUCUUGCAGUUACACUGAUCGUGGAUACGUUCAGUGCCGUUGCAAGCCUGGCUACUCAGGUGAUCGAUGCCAAAACCCAAGAUCAGAUCCUGGUACAGCAACUCUGACAACUACUUCUCGGCCAGAUUAUGAAACUGAAAUAACAGUUUCAAUUUCAGCCCCAGCAAUUAGUAUUGUUCCAGUUGGUGGUUCGGUAACAUUCUUCUGUUCAGGAAUGUUCACAGUUAAUAGGAUUCCAGUUAUUGUCAACUGGUAUAAGUUGAACGGACGUCUACCAUACCAAACCUACCAAGAUCAAGGAGCACUCUAUUUGCGUGAUCUGCAAAUCCAGGAUUCUGGUGUUUACAUUUGCCAAGCUAAGGCUGGAAGCAAGAUGUUUGAAGACAAAGUGUCGGUCACAGUAUCACCACGAAACCAAGAAUCUAAGCCGACUAUCAAUUUGGAAUCACCAUACAUAACCGUUGACGAAUACCAUCCUCUCGAUGUGGAUUGCAAUGCCACUGGCAAUCCAAGACCAAUUAUAACCUGGACACGCAUUGGUGAACCUUUGUCACGUGAUGCUCGAUUCGAUGGUGAUCGUAUGAUAUUCUCUUCAGUGAGAAAGUCAGACGAAGGCUCAUACCGUUGUACGGCUGAAAAUUCAGUUGGCAGAGAAGACCGAGUUGUUGCGAUUUAUGUGAACCCGGCUCCACAGCCCACACAACCACCAACACCAAUUCCCGGACGUAGCAUGAUUUAUAUUGAACCAUCGCAAGUUCAAGGAGUUGUAGGCGAUACCAUUCGUUUGUCCUGUCUGCAAAGAGCACAAAUUGCUUUGGUUUAUGACUGGACCAAGGAUAAUGCUCCAGUUCGUUGGAAUAGGAACAUGAAUGUUAGGGAAAACGAACUCAUCAUUCGCGAUGCUGUGGUAGAAAAUUCUGGUCGUUACACUUGUACCGGAAUUGAUCAGAGGGCUCGAAGGAACUACACAUCAACUGCUUACAUAAUUAUUGAUGAGAGACAGGAUGGUGGUUACGUUGAUGGUGGAAGUCCAAGCGGAGUUGCACCAAAAAUUAAACACUUGGAACGAGAAUAUACCAUUGCUCAGGGUCAAGACUUAAGUAUAACUUGUGAAGCUGGUGGCACACCUUACCCCACAAUCAAAUGGACAAAGGUUCAUUCAUCGUUUGAAUCAAAUAUUCAGCAAACCGGAAAUGUGCUUCGCAUUAUCAAUGCCCAGCCCGAUAACCGCGGUGUCUUCCUUUGUGUUGUCGAAAACACCCUUGGAUCAGAUCAAGCUGCCACAAGAAUCGAUGUUGAACCUCGUGAGCGUCCCUCUAUUGAGCUAUAUCCACAAGAGCCACAAAGUGUACUCGUUGGCUCUAACUUCACAAUUAACUGUAACUUCGUAUUGGGAAUUCCAACGCCAAAACUAACAUGGAGACGUGCAGGUGGUCUUCCAAUGCCUUCUAGCUUUAUUGAGGAAUACUCUGGUACCGGAAGCUUUGUUAAUAUUCAGUACUCGGAUGGUGGUGAAUAUGAGUGCGUGGCAGAAAACGUUGCCGGAAGAACAUCUGGAAUUGUCAGCAUCUUGGUCCAAGAACCACCGAGGAUUAUGCUUGAGCCCAACGAAGAGUAUGUAGGAGUUACCGAAGGAGAUGAACUGAAAAUAGUUUGCUCGGCCAGUGGAACUCCAUCACCAUCAGUCCAAUGGAUAGAUGAAGACAACGCCUUAGCGGCUCGUACACUACACAGCAAUUUAGGAUCAUCAGCAGUUCUGGAAAUAUAUCGUGUGACAUUGAACGACGCCAAGGUUUAUACAUGUCAAGCAAGUAACGAUGCUGGUGUUGAUGUUAAGUAUGUUACCGUUGAUGUUCAAAAGAGACGAGGAGAUAUAGGUAUAAACGAAGUUUACAAUCCUCCACCAAAUCGCCAACCACCAAACCGCCAACAACCCACAUCUGCCAAAUAUAAUGCUGAGAUUGGAGAAACUGCUAAACUAAGCUGUGAUAUAAGCAAUCAACCACAGAUAGAUGUCCGUUGGGAGCGUGUUGAUGGCCUACCUUUGCCUAAGAGCUCAUACAUCGAUAGAAAUACUUUGGUUAUUGACCCAGUCGAAUCUGAUGCUUUUGGUCAAUAUCAAUGUAACGCCUACGAAGGCAACCAAAUAGUUACUUUUAUCAUUGCUGAGCUAACAUUGUUACCAAUUCCGCACAUUACCCUACAUCCUAAGAUGCCACUUACUGUGAAAGCUAAUGAAAAUGUUGAAAUCAGUUGUGAUGUAACUGGAGCCAAGCCCAUGAAUGUUGUUUGGUAUGCUGAUAACAAUCGCCCUCUGCCACCAUCUGUUCAAGUCUAUGGACCAUACCUUCGAUUUAAUGCGAUUACACCGGCCGAUGCAGGACGUUACUACUGUUCAGUGACAAAUGCCUAUGGCAACAGCACUGAAGUAGCCGAGGUGAUAGUUGAUCGUGGAGUUUCUGUGGAACAGCCUUCAAGUUCAAGACAAUAUUUUAUUAACGAAGGCGAAGAUGCUGAAUUGACUUGUGAUAUAAGAUCUAGAAAUAGAGAACCAAUUCCGCAAGACACUCAGGUCAUCUGGCGUCGUACCGAAGGAAAACCACUUCCAAGAACAUCUUAUUCUAGAGGUCAAAAACUCUAUCUGCCUUCAGUUCGUCCCGAAGAUGAAGGACGUUACAUUUGUUCAAUUUACUCGCCAACAAUUAGUUCAGAACCAAGCUAUGCUGAUCUUAUAAUUAAGCGACGUCUCAACAAAAAUGAGGUUGUUUGCAUGGUUUUCUAUAUAUGUACAGACCUGAAACCCAAAACCAUCAUACCCAGGCCUGUUGCAUAUGCUUGUAAACCGAAUGACUUUAAAUGCACCUCGCAUCCGCAUACUUGUGUGAAGGCUUCAAUGGUAUGUGACGGCAUUUACGACUGCACCGAUCAUUCUGACGAGUUUAAUUGCCCACGCAAUUCAAGAAAUCGAAUAAAGCGAUGGAAAAAGGAACAUAACCGUUCGAGAUCAAUUAGUGCAGCAGCAGUACCGAGACUUCCACAAUGGUCAGAUCGGGGACCUUACGAAAAUGCUCCAGUUUUGAGAUUGAAUCAACAAAGUUCUCUUUUGAAAAUUGGAGAGUCCACAGAAGUUGAUUGCUAUCCCUCCGACGAUAGCUCUACGGAAGUUAUUUGGGAGCGAGAGGAUGGAAAUCCAAUGCCAUUCAAUAUUAAGCAAGUCCAAAACAAGCUGAUAAUCACGAAUGCCGAAACUAUCGAUGCUGGAGUGUAUGUUUGCAAGUGUAAAACCGACGAGGGCGAUUUGUAUACUACCAGUUAUAAACUUGAAAUCGAAGAUCGAACAAAACCUAAAUCGAAACAACCAAAAAUUGAAUAUGCUGAAGUUGGAACGAACGUAAAACUAAAUUGUGAUGCCGAAAAUGAUCCCACUUCAUUCAGAUGGUCUCGACAGUACCUCAAUUUGCAACCUGGAAAGGAUCAAUACAAUAGAGAACUGUAUUUGGAGAAUGUCCAAGCUCGUGACGCUGGAACCUAUAUAUGCACUGGAACCCACAAUGGAGAAUCUGUAGAUUAUCCAACUAUUCUAGUAGUUACUGGAGCCAUUCCUCACUUCCAUCAAGCACCUUUAAGUUACAUGUCAUUCGCCCCUCUUCCGAAUUCAUUCUUCAAAUUUAACUUCGAAAUUACGUUCCGACCAAAGCAGCCCAAUGGCUUACUACUCUUUAACGGACAUAAGAAGGGAAGCGGAGAUUAUAUUGCUCUUUCCCUGAAUGACAGAUACCCUGAGUUCCGUUUCGACUUCGAUGGCAAACCAGUUGUUAUGCGAGCUGAAAAACCAGUUUCACUGGGAGAUUGGCACACGAUUCGAGUGAAUCGUUACCGCCGAGAUGGUUACAUGACAGUUGAUAAUCAACAUCCAGUCGGUCUGCCAUUGCUUCCUAAAGUAUCUCCAUUGGAACUUGGUGAAGAUCUUUAUAUUGGUGCUGUACCUAAAUGGGACGAUCUUCCAUCUGGAGCUAUUGAAGAUCAAGUUGGUUUCGUCGGAUGUAUCAGUCGACUGACUCUACAGGACCAAAUAAUUGAACUGUAUAAGGAUGCCAAACACAAAGAGGGAAUAACCUCCUGUGAGCCAUGCGCUGAUGAUCCUUGCCAAAACGACGGAAUUUGUUUAGAAAGUCAGACAGAAAAGGGCUACACUUGUAUAUGUCAAGAUGGAUUCACUGGAAGCAACUGCGCCGUCAUGGGUGCUUCAUGUACCUCGGGAAUUUGUGGAACUGGCCGAUGUGAAAACACCGAAAUGGGCAUGGAAUGUUAUUGUGCAUUAAAUACAACUGGCGACAGAUGUCAGUACAUCGAACACUUGAAUGAGGCCAGCAUUGCUUUCAGAGGAAACAGUUUUGCUGCCUAUAACACUCCGAGAGCUUCAAAGUUCAGUAUCAAAUUUUCAGUUAGACCCGACAGUCUGGAAGAUAGCUUGUUGCUGUAUAUUGCUGAGUCGAAGUUGGUGAGCGGUGACUUUAUUGCCGUAGUCUUAAAUGACAAACACGUUGAACUAAGGAUAAAUACCGCAGCAAGACUUCGGCCAGUUGUAAUACGUUCACUCAAUCCAUUGCCAUUGAAUAAAUGGACAGAAAUUGAAAUCAGUCGUCGCUUCGGAGAAGGUAUCCUUCGAGUUGGUGAUGAACCAGAACAAAAACAAAAACAAUCAGGCUUAGCGAGAACUCUUCACAUUAAGACACCCCUCUACAUUGGUGGCUAUGAUCAUCAAAUUACUCUGAAUCGUGACGUUAACAUCACACGAGGCUUUACCGGAUGUAUCUCAAAUCUUGUCGAAUCUGGGAAGAAGAUCAAUUUGAUUGCAGACACAAAGGAUGCUGCAAAUGUACAAAAUUGUGGAGAAAUCAAUGAAGUCGAACCACCAUCAGGAAGCGGAUACGAAAUGGACGAACUUGAUGAUGAUAAUUCCUGCCGAAGAGAUCCAUGUGAAAAUGGUGGAACCUGUUAUAUGGGAGAUGGCAAAGCCCAAUGUAACUGCCCACUUGGCUUUUCAGGGAAAAACUGUGAAAGGCAUGUUGAUAUUGGUUACAAUGCUAACUUCCGUGGAAACGGUUAUCUUGAAUUGGAUCGCAAUGUAUUUGGUCAAGAAAUCGAACAUGAAACAUCAUUUGUUGCUAUGGUUUUCUCAACUAUGGAACCAAAUGGCUUAUUGCUAUGGUGGGGACAAAAGAAGGGCGAGGAAUACAACAAUCAGGACUUUAUGGCUUUGGCUAUCGUUGAAGGUAUUGUGGAGUUCUCUUUCCGUUUGGAUGGACAAGAGAGCAUCAUUCGCAGCACAAACACCAAGGUUGACAAUGGCAAACGGCAUAUUAUAAUCUUGAAGAGGGACAAAAACGAGGCAAUGCUGGAGGUCGAUCAUAUACAACAAGGUGGUGAAUCGACACCAACCGGCAAGAAAGCCAUGAGCCUGCCAGGAAAUAUGUUCAUUGGUGGUACUCCAGACCUAGUUAAGUUCACUGGCAACCGCUACUCGAGCGGUUUCAAUGGAUGUGUUCACGUGAUAGAAGAAGAGAAAACAAUACAACUCAGUGAUGCUGCCAUAAGCGCUGUCAAUCUUGACACGUGUCCAGAUGAUGAAGACCUUGAUGGCACAGAUCCACCAGUCGUUUAAUUAUGCAUUUGCAUAAUGUUUAAUUUUUUGGCAUUAUUUUUCGCUAGUUUUACAAAGAUAAAUUAAAUUAAAAACAAACAAAAAAAAUAAGCACGAAAAAAUCAUAUUCAUUCAUAAAUAUGUAUAAGGAUUAAAAUAUGUUUUUUUUUGUAAAGUUUAGUGUAAAUUUUC